This is a messenger RNA of Uranotaenia lowii, 5850 nucleotides long. RefSeq lists its product as uncharacterized. The record is from RefSeq and is a predicted model, not a curated record. The coding region runs from base 897 to 1682 and encodes 261 amino acids. The transcript is spliced from 3 exons. Gene Ontology annotation, biological process: regulation of lipid biosynthetic process. Lineage: Eukaryota; Metazoa; Arthropoda; Insecta; Diptera; Culicidae. Gene Ontology annotation, cellular component: cytosol.
CCAACCGAGGCUGGCCAACACUUGGAUUCAAACGCUCGGUCGCGCAGGUUGUGUGGUGUGUUGUUGUAGAGUUUUCAUUCAAGUCAGUCUCAAGUAUUCAGAAGUUCUCUACUUUGCUCAGAAGAAGUACAAAAAAAAAUAUCCGCCGACAACGUAGAGUUUCCGCCUUAGCGAAAAGCGAGUGUGAAUAGAUACCUAUCGUUUUGCUGCGUUUUUAUUGAUCCAUCAAGAAUCAACGCGCGUUCGCGUCGAUCGGGUGCUUAAGGUGGAUAGAUCACAACCGUGUCGACGUCCAAGGCGAUCGAGGUUUUUGUUUUUAAGUGCUUUCUGCCGAUUGAUCUAUACCUACAAAACACAACACCUGAGGUAUAUAUCUCACCGUUGAAAGGAGGGAAUCCGAAUUUGCUACUGCUAGCUAUUGAAAACGCGACGUGUGUGUUUUGUAAGGCGCGUCGAGGUUUUAUAAUCGAAUUGGCCAACGUGUUAACAGUUUGAGCUUGUUGUAAAGUCGGAAUCGAUUAGAGCGCAUUUUGGUGCACAGUUCGGGAGGAAAUUGGCAGUUUUGUACAUGAGAUUAUACCUGCGAUCUAGCGAGUUUGAAAUAUAACGAUCCUACUAAACAAAGUGCUGGGUGUGAAGCUACGACGAGUGCUAUCAUUAUUGACGACGAAGGCCUGAAAGAUCAUUCGACGUGUAUCGACCAACAGUUUUUGCUCAAGGAGAACCUGUGUGACACUUGAGAGCGCUUUAGGUGGUUUAGCUACGGACAACCCUGACCCUUAAACGUCAGAAAAGCUCAGCGAGUGUUCUUCGUAAAGAAGCCCUGCGGAACACAAGUGCUACUAGUGCAAUAUCUAUCUGUUGGCAAGCAAACCCUCAACACAAUAGCAGCAAUCAUGAACGGAUACGCCGAUCUGACGAGCAACCUAGAAAACAGCCGGAAUUGCCUCCGGAGGAUCGCCCGGCACGACGAUCAGGAAUUCUCGAACCAGAGCAUCCUCAACGCCAUGGAGAAGUUUGUCAAGACAGUCAAUGCCAUGGACGAAACGAUACUGGUUCCGUGCCGAUUGAUGGAUCGGAAGGUGGGCGACGCAACCGACACCAUCUCGGCAGAUCAACAGAAGCAACACACAGCGCUGCAUCACAACAAGAAGCCAAACGGCAAACAGUCCGUCCGGGAUGUGCUGAAUACGUCGGACCUCUUCAAACUGUACAACAUGCUUAACGUCGUCAAGGUGGAUUUGCUCUGGGGUCGACAGGAUUCGGACGAGAUCAACGGUGAGUCGAGCGACAGCAUCAGCAGCAGCAGCACAGCGCAACAAACGAUCAAACAGCGAGCACAGUCACAGUCGCAGAAAGACAGCUCACCGGGUCCGGUGGCCAGCAGUCCCGAGUCUCUGAACAACAACGACACAAGCAUAAAGGGACACGUGCGGCGUCCAAGCACCGUAUCCGUGUCAUCCUCGAACAGUGUCAGCACUUUGAGCGAUUCGGAAAGCGAAAUCAGUGCCGAAAACGAUUCAGGAAUCGAAUCCGAGAGUAACGCAGACCAGGACAAGAGCACAGAGCUGGCCAAACAGUUCCGGACACACCUGCUAGGUCUGUACCGAUCACUGGAACAGAUGACCGAGGCAGCCAACUACCUAACGGCCAGGUAUCAGAGCGAUGUCGGACCGGUUUAAGCAUUUCUUCGUGGAGGCGAGCUGCUGGCGAUCGCGAUCGACGAUCGAGCAGAUAGGACUGUAUCUAGAGUUAGUUAGAGACGGAGAAAUGUUCCCCCGGUGAUAUACAUUUAUUGCGGAUAAAAUAUGUUUGUGUGAUUGUUUGGUGACCACACGUCAUCGUCGUCUUGAGACAGUAUCGUUUGAAGAUCUCUGGAGAUCGGGCUGUGCCCAGCGAGUCCCCUUUUUGGACGGCAGGUGCUGAGUUAAUCCGGAUUCCAGAUCAUAAGGUACGACGGCAGCCACAACUACCGUCAAUAAAGCAAAAAAUCUCCUGGGAUGGAAUCAGCACGGGCAGUGGCCAGAUGAUAUUUGUCGAAAAUAUCGUACGAGCGUCAUGUCAUCUGUAUGCGUGUGGAGGGAGAGCUUGUGCUGAGCGCGUAGCAUCUAAGAUAGAAAUGUUGAGCUUAACUAUUGGUCAACUACUUUAAUUUCUUGGUUUUCGUAAAGGUUUUCGUUUCGUGUACUCUUUGCGCUGAGCGUGCAAUUAGUCAAUCGGUUUAGUGAAGUAAGUUCUACAUAGAGGCAACACGAUGAUAGAGGACGACACCAGUCAGUCAACAAGAGUGAUCGCGAAUCUUUUUUGAUCUGUUGUAUGGUUGAUCUCUCGAUGAGUGAUGUGUAUGUAUCUCGGUGAUUGAUUCUGUUCCAUUCAACAACCAAAACAGCGACAAAAACACACAACCCCAACCUCAUCAACAUACAAACACGUUAAGAUUCAUCAAUACAAACAGAAAAUGAUAGAUCCGGGCUUAAGCAAUUUAAAGGAGAUCGUGUUUGAGAAUCGUUCACCUCACACGCCAUGCCACAACACGUGGAUUCUCAGCUGGAACCGUACAUUUGCCUCAUAACAAAUAUUGUGCGAAACCUCAACUAAGUAUACAUAGAGUAUCCUAUUAUUUUCAAUCCUUGAAUCUGUAGCAAAAAUAUUGAAAUAUGUAAAGGAUAGUGCAACAAAACAAAAGUGUCGAGAGAAUACGCUGCGAAAGUGAAACGAAUGGAAAAAUAACUGUAGAACCCUUGAUAAAAUAUGGAAGUAGAUAUUUAAUUGAUGAAGAAAAAUAAAACACAAGAUUAAUCUAAUAAUGAUAUAUGGAUACAAACCAAUGGUGUAGAAGAUUAUUUAUUGUAAAACAAUGGACAAAACGACAUUUAUCUCUGAAAGUCGCGGUUUAUGUUUGCUCGUAUUCUUUUGGUAAUAUCUUUAAUCAUUUUUUUUCUAUUUUGUUUUCGUGUGUUUGUGUGUUAGUUCUGCUUUCUAUUGUUUCCGCGGCAGGGUAUUCGUGUGAGUAUGCGUUUUCUAAAGAAAAACGUCCUAAUCAUAUGGAAAAAUGUAUAAACAAAAUCAAACUAAAACUACUGAAUCACUUUUCACAAGAAGCAAUCAGGAUCAAUAAUAACACAAUAGUCUGUGGAACGAUGCGUUCCUGUAUGAGUAGAAGGAGAGGGAAGAGCGUGAGCGUGCGGAUGUGAGGAAAAGAAACUGAGAUCGGUUUUGAGAUUAAUCAUGUGACACUAAUUUCGAUUACCCGGCAAAUCUGGGAAAAGGUUUAAGAUUGAAAACAAAAAAAUCCGAAUCAGGAAGUGCCAGCUUAGCAAGAAGACUCUAGGACUUACACUCUAAAUUAGGCAAGCUUUAGAAUAUGCUACAAAGAAACAAAAACCACUCACACGAAAGAAGGAUUUAGAGAAGGGGAAAGAGCUGACGGUUGAGGGACAACAAAACAGUGAUAUAGUUGAAGCAUGUUAUCUCGCGAAGAGAAAAUUAAGGAAGAGGCGCAUAACUGUAAGAUAUUUUUCUGUUUCUCGCCGACAUUAGUUUGAAUCCAAAUUCUGUAUAUAUUUGUUCCAAGAUUUGUUUACAAAAUACCAAAAACACAAGAAAGAGCAUAGCUGAGGAUGGUUUGACUUGAACUGAUGCAGGUACUCCGGAGAUUGACUCUUGCGAUGAUGAUGAUUUACUCAUUGAAAUCGCAUACGACAUAUGCACGUGGAAGUUGACGAUGGCUUUUGAGGGAUUGGCUCUUUCGUGCUGGACUGGACAAACAUUGUGUUCACAUCGAACGGAAUUGGUUGACAGACAGCGAGCGAUUGCGCAAUGCUUGUUGAAGUUGAAAGAUGCUGAUGCGGUGUUGCGAUCAUUAAUCAAAAAGCCGAUUGAACAACUGCAUAAUGUGAAGGCUUUUUAAACUUGGAGAUGCUGUUACCUGCUGGCUGACGAACGAUGUUUAUGCGCAAAUAGCCAACAGAGGAGUCAGUGAAGUUAGUAUGUGCAUGUACUCCAACGUACUUUCUGUGGGUUACUUCUUCAAAAGGUUACAUCCGAAGCAAAGGUUUCUCUUUUCUUUUACGUACUGCAAUAUUUCUGUUACACUACUGCUCUCGCAGUCCAUAAAGCGAAGGGCUAUUCAAUGAUGUUAAAAGUUCAAACAUUGAGAGGUUGAAUGUUGCACAACUUUUAAUCAAUUUGCCAGUGAGCAGGGUCUUUAUUUUUGAUAAUUUUUUCCGUUUGGUUCACAUUCCAGUGUAAAAUUGUUCUAAACUGUAACAGGAACGCUUAACACGUGCAAUCUAUCUUGUAAUUUCGAACUGGGAAACCCAUUACAAUUUUGCGAUUCAUUUCGACCUUUUAGGUUUUCCAUUUUUGGCUCAAAAGACCGGAAGCUAAAUUUUAAUUAAAACUAAAAUCCACCAGAAAACCAUAUACGUUUCCAUCGUUCCGUUUUAAAAAGCGUAUAGUAAUCUCUGGCAACUGGAAAAAUCUUCCACCAGUCGCUGUGAGAGUGCGCUUUGUUAGACGACUAAAUGGCAGGAAUUCGAGCUUGGCAUAAGAUCUACCAAGUCAUGCGCAGUUUCAUUCGCAUAACUUCCUCUUGGCAUCGGUGCACGCUAAUUUGCAGCAAGGUUCAUUUUUUUCGAACCUUCCUUCCAUUAGCUUGUUGUAGAGCUUUGCUCGAUCGCUAGUGAUUGAAAGUAUGAUGGAUGAGUUUUUAUUUUGGAUUUGGUGUUCAACAAAUUUCAGCACACAUUAGACAAAAGCGUGAACCAUAAAAGCUGGUCUAUUUGUCAAUAAAAUUGAUUGCGACUGGCUUUAAAACUAAUCAAAUUUUAACUUGUGAUAAACUGUUUCACGUUUGAAAAAAAAUCUUUCAAGAUUUUUGCAUCAAAUUUCCUGAAUCGAGCAAUCUUUCGCUUCUAGGCAUCAAUUCAAACCGGUAGUUAAGUCUGAAUUUGCUUUCUCAUCAUUUGCUCAAUUUAGUUUUAAUUUCUAGAUCCUUAAGACAUUCAAAAAGACUAGCCGAUGCUUAUGCGUAAAGUUUGGCUGAUUCAGGCUUCAAAACGUUUUUCUUCUUCUCUCUUAAAAUUAAAAUCUCCAAGAUUGCAUUUUUUAUGAGUAUCAUUACAGUAUGAUGUUUCCACGUGGGGUUGCUUCAAAAAAGUUUUCGCUGAACAAAUAUUACUGAGAAUUUCGGUUUUAAAAAUAUCUGCAAAAUCAAUGAAAUUAUUGAAAACUUAAAUCAACACAGCUAUCGCCAUCCAAAGACAGCCAUUAACAGUUUCAUGCUUUGUGAAAAAUACACGCGACUCCAAUAAAUACAGAAUCAUUCCGUUAAGUUUAGAUAUCCGUUAUUUCGACAGAAACAAGCUGUAGAUAGAGAGCAGAAGAGUAAGAUUUUUAGCUCGCUUUAGGCACACUACUUCGUUGUUUAAGGAAGGUAAAUCAAGCAAAAACUCAUUUAGGAAAAUAGACCCAAAGGUGCUUCUUUAAUUUGUUCUUUCUCUCAUACCUCAAUGUUGGUAAAUUAAAAAAAAAUACUAUAAAAUAAACCCUAAUCAAGAACUCGAGUGCAGCAAAAGACUAACUAACAAAUGCCGUCUGAGAAAUUGACACUUGAUAAACGAAACUCAAGUUUCAACUGAUUUCAAAACGAAAGAAAACAAUAGAAACAAAAAACCAACCAAACUACUGAAAACACACACAUUUGUAAACUGUGAAGAUGAAGAGACAUGCAUCCAAAAAGAAGAAAUGAGAGAAACAAUAUACCAACCCCCCUAAAAGUGAUUAGAGAAAAUGUUAAAACAAAUUGUAUAUUUCAGUAAUAAAAACAAAGUUUUCAAAAAUACACAA